UUGGAGUGUCCCCCCCUGGUCGCAUGCAUGAGAUAUUAUCUUUAACAAGCUUUCUCAUCAUCGAGCUACUAUAUUUACUUAAGAGUGAGGUUAUUAACGUGUUGUGUUUGACAAUAUAAUUCGUAGAAAUUUAGUUAAUAUUAUAUUACAGAAGUGUUACGUGAUACGGACUUAUAAAAAAAAUAAAACAAACCAGUUUUAUUUGCUUGGCACAAAUAAAACAGUUUACAGUAAUCAAUUCAAUAAGUAAAGUGACUAUAUAAUGGCUGUGAAGAAGCCGAAUAAACGCGCACGUGUAGUCCCAAAACACAAACGUCCUCGCGAAAUUAGAAAAUUUAAAAUACAACAGAAAGAUGAACCUGUCACACAGACGAAGAAUCGAAAGACUUUGGUUGUCGCUCAGGAAAUUAAGUUUGCUAAAUUACUUGCUGGUAAUGAUAAGAAGGUGAGGGAUAAAGUCCUAAAAAACCUCAAAAAGUGGUUGGUGGUUCGCUCCAAAAGUUCAUUUGCAUUUACGGAAGAAGAUUUCAUGAGACUAUGGAAAGGUUUGUUUUACUGUAUGUGGAUGUCUGAUAAGCCUUUGAUUCAAGAAGAACUGGCUGAAUCACUUAGCAAAAUUGUACACUGUUUUGAUUACAUGGAAACUGCACUAUUGUAUACUAAAUGUGCAUUGAAAACUUUGUCUAUCGAAUGGUUUGGAAUUGAUCAGUAUAGGGUUGAUAAAUUUGAAAUGUUGGUGAGAAGGAUUAUCAGGCAAACGUUUGAAAUGUGUAAAAAAAGGACUUGGAGUAGAGAUUGGGUUAAGGGUGUUGAACAAAUACUAGAAAGCUUAUUGAUAGAUGCAAAAACUCCAUUAGGUUUUACUUUACAUCUGACAGAAUUGUACAUGGAAGAAUUAUCUAAGGUCAGCUGUGGUCAUAUAUUACCUGAAGUUGUUACGGAAUUAGUACGACCCUUUGCAGUGCAAUUAGCAGUAAUAAAUGAUGAAAGACAAAUUAGUCAUGUUGUAAGGCAUAUUUUUCAAUAUUUACUAUUUCAAUCAGAUGUUGGUAUGGAAUAUUUAGCAAAAUUUCAAGCUUGGAAAGAGGCUGGCUUUCCUGGUGGGGAUAUUGAUUCUAUGCAAAAACUUGAAAUAUCUGCCGAGGAAGUAAAUGAAGAUACUAACAGUGACGUUGAAAAUGAUAAAAAUGAUGAAGAUCAAGCCGAAGUUAUUAAACCAUUAGAUCCUAGAGCUGGACGGGUAGAUGUAGAAUUACCACAAAUACCUUUUGAUGCUCGUGCGAUUGCAAACACAAUCGUGCAGUAUAGAUUUCAUCCCUCAUCAACGACGAAAACCCGUAAACAAAUACUUCGACUCACAAGACAAUUUAAUGAACUCGCUGAUGGAAAAAUGCCAUUAGGCCUUAAAAAAGUCAAACUACCACAAUCACCAAAAGCUGAAAUAGAUCCAAAUUUAGCUGCUACACGUUUAAUACAAUUUGAGAGAGAUCUAUAUUCGGAUACUAUUAAGGGAAAACGUAAGAAGAAACGUAAUGUUGAAUUUUCGGAAAAGAAUAUGGAGGAAAAUAAUACAGAUUCCCAUGAUGAUAAUAUAGAAUUAAGUAGUGAAACCGAAAGUGAUGAUAAUUUUGAUAUCAUUACUGAGGAUAUACCUAAAAAAAAGCAGAAAGUUGAAAGUACUAAGCAAAAGAGUAGAAAGUCUAUUGGCCAGAAUGGCGAGGAGUUUGAUGUCCUCAAAACUGAAGAUGUAAAACAGAAAAAUCAUAAACGGUUAAGUAAAAAGGAAAGACAAAUGAAUAAGCAAGGCAUUUAUACGAAGAAAAAUAAUGUUUUACAUGUUGAACAACGGUAUAUUGAUAAAGAAUCGAAAGCAAAAAAGAAUAACUGUGAUAUUAUGCAAACAGAUGGAGGAUUUUCCAUUGAAAUUGAAGAUGGUAUGGAUGACUUUGGCAACUUUGUAAAUUCAUUGACACCAGUUAAAGCAAAAAAGACGAAGAAAGAGAACUCUCCAAGCAACUGGAUCAUCGUUGAAACUGAUGAUCCACCGACGCCAACAGCACAGUUAAGAUCCAAUAUCACCGAAGUUAACAAAAAUUAUAUGAGCGCUACUGAAUCCUCAACCAUAUUACCCUCUACCAGUAAUACUGAAGUAAAAGAACUAUUAGAGCCGUCUCCGAAGUUGCACAAACUGAGUCCCCAGAAAGUAAUUGAAUUGAAUUGGAAACCUGAAAAUGGAGUAUCAAGUCCCAAAAAACGAGUGAAAAUAGUGCUUCAGCGAAAUACAGCCCAACAUACUUCUGAAUAUAUGAAACAACUGCAACAAAGUCCAGCCAUUCCUUACGAUGCGAAUCGCAAACCUCCAGCCGGUGUACUAAAGCCGAGUCCUUUGCCCAGUCCUGUUAAUCCAUUUUACAAAAGAAAGAAUUGUUAAGGUAAUAAUUACGUUUAAACACAUAAAAAUGGAAUUAAUUAUAAAUUGAUUGAAUAAAAAGCUUGAGAUCUUGUUUAAACGUA
Molecule: messenger RNA, 2514 nt
Organism: Cephus cinctus (wheat stem sawfly)
Lineage: Eukaryota; Metazoa; Arthropoda; Insecta; Hymenoptera; Cephidae
Gene: Nnp-1
Product: ribosomal RNA processing protein 1 homolog
Exons: 7
Coding region: 263-2431 (722 amino acids)
Biological process (GO): rRNA processing
Cellular component (GO): nucleus; preribosome, large subunit precursor; preribosome, small subunit precursor
Source: RefSeq, a predicted model, not a curated record